Molecule: messenger RNA, 2031 nt
Organism: Penicillium brevicompactum
Lineage: Eukaryota; Fungi; Ascomycota; Eurotiomycetes; Eurotiales; Aspergillaceae
Product: putative Kelch repeats protein
Exons: 3
Coding region: 1-2031 (676 amino acids)
Molecular function (GO): protein binding
Source: RefSeq, a predicted model, not a curated record
AUGGGUAAAAAGGGCAAGAAAACAGACGAACACAAGGCGCGUGUUGCAGCCAAGCAGACGAAGAAGACUGCCCAGAAGGAGAAAAGAUCAAAAGCCAAGGGUAAAGAUGCAGACAGCGACGCAGAAGAUGCCGAUCUGGAUGCCAUCCUAGCCCAAUAUGCCGAAGAACAGGCCAAGUUCUUGAAGGUCACUGAAGUCACCUCUGAGCCACCGGUCCCACGAUCAUCUGCGACUGUGCUGGCCUCUCCGUCGAACCGCAAUGAACUGUUGCUUUACGGUGGUGAAUACUUCGAUGGGACACACGCCACUUUCUUCAACAACCUUUUCGUCUAUUUGAUUGAUCGCGGCGAAUGGAGAGAGGUGACCAGUCCGAAUAGUCCUCUUCCUCGAAGUGGACAUGCAUGGUGCCGUGGUGGAAACACCGGAGGUAUUUACAUGUUUGGAGGAGAGUUCUCUUCGCCAAAGCAAGGUACAUUCUACCACUACAACGAUUUCUGGCACCUGGACACAACCACGAGAGAGUGGACCCGACUCGAGUCCAAGGGCAAAGGCCCUCCUGCUCGAAGUGGCCACCGCAUGACCUAUUUCAAAAACUACAUCAUCCUAUUUGGUGGCUUCCAAGAUACUUCCCAGCAGACCAAGUACCUGCAAGAUCUGUGGAUCUACGAUUGCAAUCAGUAUACAUGGACAAACCCCAUGCCAGCUCUUUCUUCUCAGAAGCCCGAUCCCCGUUCUUCAUUCUCAUUCCUCCCACAUGAGACCGGUGCCGUGAUCUACGGUGGGUACUCUCGAGUGAAAGCCUCCACCGGCGGUGGUGGUGGCGGCAAGCAAGGCAAAAGUGGCCCGCAAAAGAUGGCUCUCCGGCCUAUGGUUCACCAAGAUACAUGGUUCCUGAGAAUCACACCUCCAGCAACCGAAGCGCCAUCUUCAGCGGGUCCCGUCAUUCGAUGGGAGCGUCGAAAGAAGCCCGCUAACACACCCAACCCGCCGCGUGUCGGCACUACCAUGGCAUACCACAAGGGUCGUGGUAUCAUGUUUGGUGGUGUCCAUGACGUGGAGUUGACGGAAGAAGGAAUCGACAGCGAGUUCUUUGAUACGCUGUUUGCUUGGAACACCGACAGGAACAGAUUCUUCCCGUUGACACUGCGACGCCCUCGCGCCCCGGGCAAGAAACAGCAGGCAAACCAGAACGUCAAGGCGAAGAACAGAGGCAAAGCAGACGAGGAAGAGCUUCUGGCCAAUCUCAAGGCUUUGGAGGCUAAGGUCGGCAUUCGGGGUGAGGAUGAUGACGAGGAAAUGCAGAGCACACCUCAACCUGAAGAGCCGGCUGAGCCUGAGAAGCCCUCGGUUGUUCGGUUCGAGAUGCCCCACCGACGUUUCAACGCUCAACUUGCAGUACAAGAUGAUACACUUUUUAUCUUUGGCGGUACAUUUGAAAAGGGUGACCGAGAGUUCACCUUUGACGACAUGUACUCUAUCGAUCUGGUCAAGAUGGACGGCGUCAAAGAGAUCUUCUACCGCGAGCCCGAGAAUUGGAACCUGCUCAACGAGGCCGACGACAGUGACGAAGAUAUGGAAGAUGACGAGGAAGAUGAAAUGGAUGAAGAUGAGGAUGAGGCUGAUGCAGAGGCCAUGUCCGUUGAUGCCGCUUCGCCUGCUCCCACAGACCCCAACGUGCCAUCUGUGACCAAGGACAUGGAGCAGCUUGAGGUUGAGGAGCCCGAGGAGCAGAAUGUGAAUGACAGCAGACCCCUUCCUAGACCUUUCGAGAGUCUGAGAGAGUUCUUCAGUCGCACAUCUGAAGAAUGGCAGAACAUCAUGAUGGAUAUCGCCAGGGAGAGAGAGAACGCCAGCGAAAAGACAGUCAAGGAACUUCGCAAGGCCGCAUUCUCUGUUGCUGAAGAAAGAUGGUGGGACAGCCGUGAGGAGAUCAUGGCUCUGGAGGAUGAACAGGAGGCUGCUGGUAUUGGUGAGGUCGUCAGCAUGGCUGACCGAACCGAGAACAUGGGAGGAGCUGGUCGCCGUCGUUAA